Molecule: messenger RNA, 2565 nt
Organism: Aureococcus anophagefferens
Lineage: Eukaryota; Pelagophyceae; Pelagomonadales; Pelagomonadaceae
Exons: 1
Coding region: 1-2565 (854 amino acids)
Source: RefSeq, a predicted model, not a curated record
AUGGGCGCCGCCGCGUCCCUCGCGGACGAGCACCUCGAGUGCGAGCUCACGUUGGCGGAGGCCAGGAAGCUCGUGCCCGCGGGUACCUGGGACGCGCGCUGGGACGGCCAGUUCGCGGCGACGUCCGGCACGAUGACGAAGAGCGUGGCCAUGAUGCUGCUGGCGCAGCGCGUGGAACAGCUCGGCGCCGCGGGUUUGGACUGGGGCGACGAGGUGCUGCCGCCCGUCGAGGCGCAGUACGUCCUCGCGGCGGGCGGCGUGAAGCAUCUCACGGCGCUCGUCGAGACGGCCGACGCGGCGACGCCGGAGCUGACGACGCGCUGCGGCGGCGUCGUCGACGCGUCGCUCGCCCUGGAGGCGUCGCUGCGGGCCGCGCGCGUGCGCCAGGUCGAGGCCGACGCGCGCGCGGCGCUCGCCGCGACGCGGGGCCGCCCCGUCGUCACGGGCCGCCGCGGGCCCCUCGAGGUGAAGCCGCCGAAGCGCCGGAGCGACGCGAGCUUCUUCUACGAGUGCAUCAUCACGAAGCUCGACGACGACAAGCGCGACCUGCAGCGCCAGCUCGCCGAGGAGCGCGCGCGCGUCGCGUGGAUGGACGCGUCGUGCGCGUCGAACGCGGCCAAGGCCGCCAGGGCCGUCGCGCGGAAGAACGAGCUCAAGGACCUGCUCAAGGAGGAGCGCGGCCUGCGCGCCGAGCUCGAGUUCCACGACGCCGAGCUCGACCGGAGCCUCGCGGCGGCCGCGAGCGAGUGCGCGAAGUCGUCGGCGGACGCGACGCGGUUCGGCGCGGGCCUCCGCGACGGCGCGGCGGCGAACCUCAAGCUCAGCGACGCGAACCGCGACCUCGCCGCGAAGCUCGACGCAGCGCGGGCGUCCGUCGGCGGCGUCUUCGACGUGCGGUUCCGGGGCAACCCCUCGAAGGCCUUCGCCGCGGAGAUCCUCGGGUCGAACGACGACGGCACGUUCGACGUGCGCUACCGCGACGGCGACGUCGAACGGAGCGUCCCCGCGGCCUGGAUGACGCUGCUGCCCGGCGGCGCCUGCGCCGUCGCGGCCGGCGACUGCGUCGAGGCGCGCCACGCGGGCAAGCCCGAGUACGUCCUGGGCCUCGUCGACGCCGUCGACGACGACGGUCUGUGCGACGUCCACUUCCCGGGCCUGGGCAUCGGCGGCACGGACGAGGCGAAGAUCCCCCGGGCGCUCGUGCGGCGCAUCCGCGCGACGGUCGUCGAGGGCUCCAAGGUCGAGGCGCGCCGCGCGGGCGGCGACGCCUUCGAGCCCGGCGUCGUGAAAAAGGUCGACGAGUCCGGCGACGUCUUCGACGUCGCCUACCUCUUCGGCGAGGGCGAGGCGGGCGUGGCGCGGGACUCGGUGCGGCCGCGCUUCGACCGCAACGAGCCCGUCGAGGCGCGCUACAAGGGCCGCGAGAAGUACUACCCGGGCAAGAUCGACGGCGUCCAGGGCGACGGGUCCUACGACAUCUGGUACUGCGACGGCGAGACGGAGAUCGGCGUGCGAGCCGACAUGAUCCGCGUCGACCCCGGCUUCGCGAUCACGCCGAAGAAGGCCGACCCGCCCAAGGCCGACCCGCCCAAGGCCGACCCGCCGCAGUCGCCGCCGUCGCCGGCGAAGCUCCGGGCCCCCUUCGCGACGGGCGACGCCUGCGAGGCGCGCUACCAGGACGGCAAGGAGUGGUGGCCCGGCGUCGUCGCGCGGAACAACGGCGAGGGCACCUACGACGUCGACUUUGCCGGGGGCGAGCGCGAGUCGAAGAUCCCCCUCGACCGGCUCCGGGGCGCCGCGGCCCGGCCCGGCGUCUUCUCCGUCGGCGACGCGGUCCAGGCGCUCUACAAGGGCAAGAAGCGGUGGUACGCGGGGCGCGUCGCGAAGGACCACGGCGACGGCGCCUACGACGUCUCGUACGAGGACGGCGACGCGGAGGUCGCCGUGCCGGGGAACCUGAUCCGACGGCCCGUCGCCGCCGCCGCGCCGGACGCGCCCGCCGACGGCGAACUGCCCGCGUUCAAGUUCGCCGUCGGCGAGCGCGUCCUCGCGCGCUACAAGGGCAAGGAAAAGUCGUUCCCGGGCGUCGUCUCCGCGCGCAACGGCGACGGCACCUACGCCGUCGACUACGACGACGGCGACAAGGAGCCCGCGGUGCCCGAGGACCACAUCCAAAUAUACAUCGAGAUCGACUUCCAAAAGCAUGUGAAGGUGCCGAGGAAAUUCAAGCUCGCGCCGCCGGUGAAACCGGCGCCCGAGCCUGAAGCGACGGCGCCCGAGCCGGUCGCGGCUCCCGAGCUGGAGCCCGAGCCCGCGCCCGAGCCGGAGCCCGAAGCGGAGCCCGAGCCCGAGGCGGAGCCGGAGCCCGAGCCCGAGCCCGAGCCCGAGCCGGAGCCGGAGCCGUUCUUCAAUCUCGGCGAGGCCGUCGUCGCGCGGUACAAGGGGCGGGGCAAGUUCUACCCGGGCAAGAUCGCCAAGGUCCACGGCGACGAGACGUACGACGUCGAGUACGACAGCGGCGAGUUCGAGGAGCGCGUGAGCAGCGACCUCAUCGAGUCGCCGUGA